ACAAAUGCAAACAUCACGCCGAUAAAAUGUCAACAACGUCAGAUGAAAUCAUGACGUGUAAGGUUAUAUUUCCCGACUCGUACGAUUCGUAGGAGAAACAUCAACUUCGAAUAUUUAUGACAACAGCAAAGCUCGCAUAACGAUUUCAUAUGAGAUCAAGAAACAGCUUGAAAUGGGAAUUGCAGUCACCAAGCAGACUGAGCUGAACAGCAAUGAGUUUGUUCUGAAAUUUAUUGGGAAGGAGUUUAUUUCACCAAAUGAUCCCUUUUGGAAUUCGUUUCUUACAUUUAAUAUCACUGUUCCACAGACCAGCAAUGAACAACUCUUUUUGGAAACUAAAAUUGAGCCUCUGCUGCAGCAACUUAUCAAUAACAACUUGCAGUCAAGAAAUAUCAGUUCUUUAAUACAAGUGUUCUUAGUGAGAGCAUCAGAGCUAUUGGCUGCAACAACUACAGACAAUAAUCUAUUUAGUUGGCAGACACUCAAUGCUCUGUUUAUCAUAAGAUGUAUACUAAAAUAUCUAACAGAGAUGGUUCCAGAAGAGCAGUUAAUGCAACACAUUGAGACUGGUCCGGAAAAUAAUGUUGUUAAGCUGGAAACACUGUUGGGAUCUUUGUUUGGCAUUGUGGUGGAUGUACCACUUAAAGAUUUCACUUAUGCCAUUCACCUGGAAGCAAUAACAACAAUUCUGGUUCUGUUAUCAAUUGAAAUUCAUUCUAAUCAAAGACCAGACCAAUCAAACAUCUUUAGAUUAAUAAUGAAAGGAAGGCAUUCAAUCCAUGCUCCAUUAUUUGUCAAGAGUUUACUUCAAAAUUUUAUUGAGCAAAAGAAGCAACCACCUGGUGAUGGUCAUGGCAGCAGUAUUGUGCUAGGCCUGGCUACAGAAAUAUGGUCUAUUUUGACAUUUACUAGAAAACCAGCAAAUAGUGAAACUAUCGAAGGAGUUGAAGUGGAAACAAGUCCAUUGGGCAUGCACAGUUUAUUGCUAAUUUUAGUACUGGCGAAUCACUGCUCGAUACAGCCGAAUCCUUAUCGCCAAUGUUUAUUUUCAUGUGUGAAUAGUCAAGAUAAUAAUCCAAUUGCUCCAACACAAGAUACCGGAGUGUUUCGGGUGGAAUAUAGUCAAUUAUUUAGUGUGUUGUGCAAAAAGGCUUCUGGAGAUGUUGCUACAUUGUUGUUAUAUUUAUUGCUUCAUCGAAAUGCUGGUUUCAAGGCACAUUUAUUAAAUAGAGCCGAUUUAAAUCAACUGGUGAUUCCGAUUUUAAAAACAUUAUAUCAUGCACCAGACAGUAAUUCACAUCAUAUCUACAUGUCAUUGAUUAUUUUGUUGAUUCUAAGUGAAGAUGAAAGUUUUAAUCGCUCUAUUCAUCAGAGUAAAUUGAAAAAUGUCACGUGGUACACUGAACGUGUCCUCUCCGAAGUGUCCUUGGGUGGCCUACUGGUAUUAGUAGUUAUAAGAACAAUUCAGUACAAUAUGCUGAAGAUGAAAGACAAAUACCUGCACACAAAUUGCCUCGCCGCUCUUGCAAACAUGUCAUCGCAGUUCCGAGACCUUCAUCCCUAUGUAUGCCAAAGAUUAGUUUCACUUUUUGAAACGCUCGCUAAACGUUAUCAACGUUUCAAAGCGGAGGUGGAGAUACAACUACAAGAUGCUAACUCAGUGCAAGUACAGAUUGCCGAUGGACAAGAAGUUCCAGAUGCCGAGCAGUACAUGUACGUUCUUGAGGAAGUCCUGCGCAUGGUUUUGGAGAUUUUUAAUUCGGCGUUGACGCACCAACUGCAUAACAACCCAAAUCUGGUGUAUACAUUGCUCUAUAAAAAGGAUGUUUUCAAGCAAUUCAAGACCAAUCCAGCUUUCUCUGAUAUCGUACACAAUAUUGAGAUUAUCAUCGAGUACUUUUCUGAUUUGUUGAGUAGUAAAAUGCAACAUCAGGAGGUGGAUGCACAUAUUGUGCUGAAUGUUAUUUGCCAAGGAGCUAGGCAUUGGCCUAAGGAUAAGUUAACAAAAUUUCCGGAUUUAAAGUUCAAAUAUGUUGAAGAGGAGCAGCCUGAAGAGUUUUUCAUUCCAUACAUAUGGGCACUAGUCAACCAGCAAAGUAAUGUUCAUUGGAGCAGCGAUACGUCGGGAAUUUUAACGGUGGCUUGUUAAUGAUUUUAAUUUGCUUGAAUUGGCCCAUGUAUAAUAUGCUUUAUUUAAUUAUUCUGUCUUGUAAAUUUUAACAAUGAUGUCUCAAAAUGAUGCAUAUGUAACUAUUGUGCUUUAAUUACUUUAUAUAGUAUUUAUGUACAUAUUUUUAUAAAGAAUUUGAGUUCAAUAAUGUAAUAAACAUGUUUAGAAAUA
Dalotia coriaria is the source of this 2341-nucleotide messenger RNA. Its product is annotated as dymeclin. The record is from RefSeq and is a predicted model, not a curated record. The coding region runs from base 173 to 2149 and encodes 658 amino acids. Gene Ontology annotation, cellular component: Golgi apparatus. The transcript has 9 exons. Gene Ontology annotation, biological process: Golgi organization. Lineage: Eukaryota; Metazoa; Arthropoda; Insecta; Coleoptera; Staphylinidae.